Messenger RNA from Phoenix dactylifera (date palm), 1955 nucleotides. The record is from RefSeq and is a predicted model, not a curated record. Lineage: Eukaryota; Viridiplantae; Streptophyta; Magnoliopsida; Arecales; Arecaceae.
CUUUUGCUCAUGGUAAGGUUUUGAAAGUUUCAUGGGAACCUUCUCGGACUCGAUAACUGUUCCUGCUAAUGUAGGACGAAAUAAUUAAAAUUGGUCCCGGAAUAUUUAAUGCACCACUUUUACGUGCAUGAGUUCCGACUCGCAUCCACCCUACUGCGCCAAAACCCACCUUCUAAGAACCGCGGCAGAGCCCCGCACGGGGAGAGAGAGAGAGAGAGAGAGAGAGUGAGAGAGGGAGAGGAGCCGCCUUUGAGUGUAGGAGCGAAGCCCCCAAGAAAGGGGAGAAGAGGAACAAAAAAAGAGAGACACACCGAAGCCGGAACGAAGCGGAGGGGAUGCGAAGCACCGUACCGCCCCUCAUCGACGGCGGCGGAGGCGUCGACGACGACCACCACCGCAAGGAACUCUUCUGCUAUGUCUACUGGUGGCGGUCCCUCCCCGAGUUCGACGGCGGUGGGCGGGGGGAGGUCUUCUCCUCCAGGGCCUCCGGCGGCCUGACGCCAAGGCUCCGGGUGGUGAAGGAGCUGGAGAGGCUCGCGAUGCUGGCGCACGAGUCGCUCGACGAUUUGCGGCACAAGCUGCUUACCUAUAGAGCCGGGGAUCUCUGGUUCCCCGCCGGUGGGAUCCCGAAGCAGGAGACCGACAUCCCGCCGGUUAUCACGAUACUGCUACUUGGUUUUGCGGGGUCGGGGAAGAGCUCGCUGGUUAAUCUCAUGUACUCCGUCUUCGGCCGGUCCGGCUUCGUCCCCUUCGCCCAUUCCGCCUCCCCUGCCGGGAAGGACGGGCGGACGCAGUACUUGGAGGAGCACAACGUUCUGAGGUCGACGCGGAACGGCUUCUGCGUCUUCGACUCCCGGGGGCUCGACUACGACCGGGUGGCGGAGGGUCUCGUCGAGGUGGCGGAGUGGAUGGAGGAUGGCGUCCGCCACCGCCAGCCCUGCCGCGGCUCCGCCCUCCCGGAUCCCGCCUCCGCCGGACCCUCCUCCGCCGUCGCGGCCGCCAAGCGCUUCGUCCGGCGACGGGUCAACUGCGCCAUGGUCGUCGCCGACCUCUCCGAGCUCAACCAAUCCCUCGUCUCCGGUGACCUCCGGCCGCUUGAGGCCACGCGCGGGCUCUUCCACUCCCCUUCAAUCCAAACGUACUGCAAUGACAACCCCAUCUUGGUGCUGACCCAUGGGGAUGAGCUCACCGCGGAAGAGCGGAUCAACACAAGGGUUCAAGUCUGCGAGUAUUUGGGGGUGUCGGAGACGGUGGGGGUCUACGACGUGGCGUGUGCCAACGAGGACGGGUCCCUGGUGGACGAGACGGAUCCGGUCACCGCCUACGCCGUGGCCGAGGCCGUUUACCGGGCCCUCCUGGUGGCCGACCGGGGCCACCCCCCCAAGCCCAACGUCAAGGACUGGCUCAUCUUGGUCCUCUCUUGGGCCAUGUGCGCCCUCUCGGCCUUCUUCGCUUUCCUUUCCGCUUCUUGUUCCAAGGUGGCCAAGGCUAGUAGAGAGCAGAAAUUUAGGCCACAAUGAAGUGGAAGUAGUAGCUUGCGGAAGACUAGCUAGGGUUGCACUUGUGCUGAUUUUGGAUCCCAUGCCAUAGCUCAAUCAAAACCGAUAGUUUCCGUUGCAUCGUGCCGAUUGCAUAUGUGUCUCGGAUCUGGGUCCGACUCGAACAAUAUGCUACAUGAUUACGGACUUCCCGCCCAACCCAACCCUAAUUCCACUUGGAUUGAGAAUGUUGGGUUGACUUAGGAUUGGAAAUUUUCCUGGUUGGAUUAGGCUCGGGUUGGUCGUUAGACUGAUUUGCAUUGUUCAAGUUGUACCAUUAGUAUUAUUGUUGUAAUUGAUAGGUGUAGUGAUGGUUGGGUGUUCUGAGUUUUGAUGAGAUGAUUAGAAUGGAGAGGGCUUGUCAUCUGGUCAAAGCUUACGUUUUUAGAUGAUUUAAUGGGAUUAUUUGGCUGCUAA